This is a messenger RNA of Fukomys damarensis (Damara mole-rat), 2191 nucleotides long. Its product is annotated as N-acetyllactosaminide alpha-1,3-galactosyltransferase-like. Gene Ontology annotation, biological process: carbohydrate metabolic process. Gene Ontology annotation, cellular component: vesicle; membrane; Golgi apparatus. NCBI's taxonomy places the organism in Eukaryota, Metazoa, Chordata, Mammalia, Rodentia, Bathyergidae. The transcript is spliced from 8 exons. Bases 1017 to 2111 code for a protein of 364 amino acids. The record is from RefSeq and is a predicted model, not a curated record. Gene Ontology annotation, molecular function: hexosyltransferase activity.
UGUGUCGCGCCUCUGUCCAGCCUUCCAGACUCGGUCCUGCGGGACUCGGGGUGUUCGAGUGUCCCCUACCCCACGGCGCCUGCCUAGUAGGGAUGGGGAGAACAGGGACUCUCGGCGGGGACACUAAGACAGAUAAGUCUUGAAAGGCAGGAGGGGUCCAGGCAGGCUGUGGGGCGGGACCGAGGCAGGGCUCUGGCAGACAACAGGAUGCAAAGCGGGUGACUCUGGGAGUGGAGCGCUGGAGGUGGGGUACACAGUGAGAGCAGGGGAGAGAGAGUCAGAGACAGACAGAUAUCGGGGAGCUCUCGGAGCCCACCACCACGCCAACACCCGGAGGGGAAAGUUGCAGGCACUGUAACUCCUGCAGCCGAAGCGCAUGCUGCUACUUGAGGAGAUGGGGUCCGAAACGGUCCCUUCAACGCUUCAAGCCACUCUUUCCCACUCAGGACACCCCUCUGCGUUCGCAAAUGGCAGGGAAAUCGCUAAAGAAAAGGAUUGCACAAACUUUUGAAAAGCAUCCAAGAAACAGUAAAGGGGAGAAAAAUGUCAGCCCAAACGGAGAGAGGAAACAGGGCCACUUGAAAUUCCCCGAUUUUCUCUCUGGUUGUGGGCGGGGAAAGGAGGGGCCGAGGAUGUCAGCGCACUCCUCCCCCAAGGACGGAACUGAGACCCAGGCGGCUCUUUUUAAGGGUUUACUUGUCAUUUGCACACCUUCUGCUUCUGGAGCCGACCUAGCUUCCUCCUUCAUUUACCUGGUAGUAGGAGGCGCGUUUCUUGCCAGCAGAUGCAGGGUGGAGUCCUGGCCUAGCCGCUUCCCGGCUGGGAGAUAUUUUUCCGGGAAGACCCUCAGGUUCCUGGCUUGUGAAAUAGGAGUAGUUCUGGAGAUCUCACUCUUUGGGAGUUGGACUCAGCACCUUCCCGGACUCUGAGCCCUGCCUCCUCCUGUGGGACAGACUGAACUCUGUCAUUUUGCAUUUUGCUCUGGAGGGAAAGAAGCAGACGAUGAGGAGAAAAUAAUGAAUGUCAAAGGAAAAGUAAUUCUGUUAAUGCUGGUCGCUUCAACUGCAAUUGUUGUGUUUUUGGAAUACAUCAACAGCCCAGAAGGCUCUUUCUUGUGGAUAUAUCCCUCAAAAAACCCUGAAGUUGGUACCAACAGCAGCCGGAAGGGCUGGUGGUUUCCGAGCUGGUUUGAGGAUGGGACCCACAAUUAUCAAGAGGAAGAAGUCAACAUAGAAGGAACAAAAGAAGAGCUUCCGCUAUCAGCCUGGUUUGAUCCAACGAAACGCCCGGAGGUUGUGACGGUGACUGGGUGGCAGGCGCCAGUUAUAUGGGAAGACACCUACAAUACAGCCGUCCUAGAAAGUUACUACUCCAAACGUAAAAUCACCGUGGGGUUGACAGUCUUUGCGACUGGAAGAUACAUUGAUCAUUACUUGGAGGAGUUCAUAACAUCUGCUAACAAGCACUUCAUGGCUGGUCACAAAGUCAUAUUUUACAUAAUGGUGGAUGAUGUCUCCAGGAUACCGUUCAUAGAGCUGGGGCCUCUGCGCUCCUUCAAAGUGUUUGAGAUCAAGCCUGAGAAGAGGUGGCAGGACAUCAGCAUGAUGCGCAUGAAGACCAUUGGGGAGCACAUUUUGGCUCACAUCCAGCAUGAGGUUGACUUCCUCUUCUGCAUGGAUGUGGACCAGGUCUUCCAAGACAAUUUUGGCGUGGAGACUCUGGGCCAGCUGGUGGCUCAACUACAGGCCUGGUGGUACAAGGCGGAUCCCAGGGAGUUUACCUAUGAGAGGCGGGAAGAGUCAGCAGCUUACAUUCCAUUUGGACAGGGGGAUUUUUAUUACCACGCAGCCAUUUUCGGAGGAACACCGAGCCAGGUUCUCAACCUCACCCAGGAAUGCUUUAAAGGAAUCCUCCAGGACAAGAAAAAUAACAUAGAAGCUAAGUGGCAUGACGAAAGCCAUCUGAACAAGUAUUUCCUUCUCAACAAACCCACUAAAAUCUUAUCACCGGAAUACUGCUGGGAUUAUCACAUAGGCCUGCCUGAAGAGAUUAGAAAUGUCAAACUAUCUUGGCAGACAAAGGAGUAUAAUUUGGUCAGGAAUAACGUCUGAUUUCAAAUUGUGCUGCUAGAUUUUCUGAACUUGAGAGAGUAUUAUUCUGGCCAGUUCCUCAGCAAAGUCAUUUUAACUUU